ACCUUUGAGCUUGACAAACAUCUCCUCACUAUUCUCAAGUGAUGACCGUGCCUGGAAAAAGAGACAAGAAAGAAGCAAACAGAUUCGGACUUGGUCUGGGCAAAACAUUACAGGUUUCCAUCCGUGUCAUACAAACCCCCCCGCGAUAGCCGAGGUCUGGUGUUUGUAUAUUGGCAUGCCAGUUUGGGCGCAGAAGGGCCAACCACAGCGGUUUACUUACUGCCCAACAUCGAGACCAAACAGUCUCGUGUUAUAAAAGUCAGAAGCCACCUACAUUCGGUUUAGUACCGUACUCGAUCCGUUUCUGCCUUCCAUCAUCACACCAUCGCUUCCUCAACCACAAGUCUCGCGACGCUGGGGCAGUCACCAUGGCCUCGAUCAAGAGGGUCACAAAGGAGCUGGCCGAGUGCAUGGCCAGCCCGCCGGCCGGCAUGGACAUCGCGGUGCCGUCCGAGUCGGACCUGUUCCUGUGGCACGUGACGCUGCAAGGGCCGACGGCGUCGGCCUACGCGGGCGGGCAGUUCGGGCUCGUCGUGACGCUGCCGUCCGACUACCCGUUCAAGCCGCCGCUCGUCACCUUCGCCACGCGCAUCUACCACCCGAACGUGACCAACGACGCCGCCGGCAGCAUCUGCCUCUCGGCCCUCAAGCCCGAGAACUGGAAGCCCGCGAGCAAGCUGCUCGGAGUCCUCGAGGCCGUCCGCGCCCUGCUCGUCGAGCCCCAGCCCGACGACCCGCUCGAGGCCCGCAUCGCGGACGAGUACAGGAACAACCGCAAGGAGUUCGAGAAGAACGCGAAGAGCUACGUCGCCAGGUACGCAAAGAGCCCGCCCGUCUUUGGCGAGGCCGCCGCCGCCGCCGCAGCGCCCCCGCCGGCAAAGUGAGAAUCCGCGCGGGACGGAACGGGGACCUGGGAUUCGACGCUGGUGUGGGAUGGCGGGCUGCGUCCCAAUGAAGGCCAUGAUUCGUACUAGGGUCACACGAGUAUCACGCUCACACCCGGCUUGGACGGCCAAGUACGAUGGAUUCGUGAAAUUGCUCAUGAAACAGGGCGAUAGGACUCACAGCACAGGUCGGGAGAAAGAUGUAAACAUAUCCAGGAAAUGUCAUUAAUCUUUACUGGUGGUGGCAUAGCUGCACGUCUCGAUAAUGGAUAGAGAGCCCGGCCAUCACACCGGGGUUUUGCAGUAUCUAAGCUGGUGGCAAAAGUGCCUUUUUACGGAUUACUCGCCAUGGCCGCCGGUUCCCACGAAGCAUACCAAAAUACCUCGAAUGUUGGCACCAGUUCUACUGUUCUUCAGCCAACACUCUAGUCCAAUCAAACUUGCGCCACCGCUUCUUGAAGUCGUCGACUCGGUUGUCCUGCUUGGUCCAGCGCCCAUGCUUCUUGAUGACAUCGAUGUCCGAGUCCAGCAUGCCGCCGAUGAUUUCGCGGGCGAACAGGUCGCCGCGCGGCCACCUGGUCUCGUCCUCGACCACGUGACCCAGCCCGCCGUCGAGGUUGAACCAGACGUGGAAGUAGGGCGCCUCCUUGGCGAUGCUCUUGCGGAACGCCGCGCGGCCCAGGCCCUCGCGCGCCUUCUUGCCCGUGUCGAUGUACUUCUUGUGCUGCGACCACUCCUCCUCGGUCGAUAGCAUGGCCUCGCGGAAGAAGGCCGGGGCCGUGUCGCCCUGGUCGUAGGGGAUCGGCA
Molecule: messenger RNA, 1691 nt
Organism: Gaeumannomyces tritici R3-111a-1
Lineage: Eukaryota; Fungi; Ascomycota; Sordariomycetes; Magnaporthales; Magnaporthaceae
Product: ubiquitin-conjugating enzyme
Exons: 2
Coding region: 369-884 (171 amino acids)
Source: RefSeq, a predicted model, not a curated record